GUGGAAAAAUAACUUUAUGGCUUCGGAUCGGGCUCUUUCUCUUGCAUCCACUGACACCCUGUUCAGUGCAGACUCCACCGAGUUCUGCCCGAUUCCUGAUCAUGCUCGAUUCCUCGCUUGCGGCACUUACCAGCUCACCGACGAACGACAAAAAAGCAACGAUGCCCAAGUCCGUAAAGGCAAACUGUACCUUUUCCAAGUAGAACCUAAUGCUACAACCACAACCAACUCCCUACUGCAACAAAAGCAGGUGAUUGAGACACCUGCUAUUCUCGACAUGAAAUGGAGUCACGCGCUCGUUAACGAUCGUCCAGUACUUGGUGUGGCUGACUCCAUUGGUGGCCUUCAAUUAUACGCAAUCGACAAUCAGCAGUUCAAGCCAGACACGCAUGUCCAAGUAACAGAGGAUGACACUGUCCUUUGCUUGUCGCUCGACUGGGCCAGCCGUGUUGGUCGUAGCAUAACACCUUUGAUUGCAACCUCGCAUUCCAAUGGCGAUUUGUCACUUGUCAAAGCGAAUGAAACAGAUUGGCUUGUUGAACAUCAGUGGCAUGCGCACGACUUGGAAGCAUGGAUUGUCGCGUUCAACUAUUGGAAUCCACACACGCUCUAUUCAGGCGCUGAUGAUGCCACGCUUAAAGUUUGGGACACGCGUACGUAUCAGUGCACCAGCACCAAUCGACGACAGUACAUGAUGGGUGUUACGGCUAUGCAGUCGUCACCACACAACGAACAUACUCUGGUAACCGGUAGCUAUGACGAACACAUACAUUUCUGGGAUACACGAAAUAUGCGCACGCCUCUUUCUGAAGUGCAUACACCGGGUGGUGGCAUUUGGCGUCUCAAGUGGCAUCCUACACGAUCAGAUCGGUUAUUGUCAGCAUCAAUGCAUGCGGGUGCUUUCGUCAUUGACACGGAAAACUCGCAAGUCGUUAAAAGUUUCCUCGACCAUAGAUCCAUGGCAUACGGUGCCGAUUGGUCGUUCCAACAGCCGGAUCUUGUUGCCUCAUGCUCGUUUUAUGAUCACAUUAUGCACAUUUGGGAUGGAGCAACGUAGGAAAACAAUAAAAAAACG
Messenger RNA from Zychaea mexicana, 1075 nucleotides. RefSeq names its product putative WD40 repeat domain 85. The transcript has a single exon. The record is from RefSeq and is a predicted model, not a curated record. The coding region runs from base 17 to 1057 and encodes 346 amino acids. NCBI's taxonomy places the organism in Eukaryota, Fungi, Mucoromycota, Mucoromycetes, Mucorales, Lichtheimiaceae. Gene Ontology annotation, molecular function: protein binding.